Molecule: messenger RNA, 1791 nt
Organism: Paraglomus occultum
Lineage: Eukaryota; Fungi; Glomeromycota; Glomeromycetes; Paraglomerales; Paraglomeraceae
Source: the annotation of a GenBank genome assembly
AUGUCCGGUCUCUCAACUGCUUCUCGGAUAUUCUCUUACUAUCCCCUGUCUAUUUCUUCUGUUUCUCAAUCAAAUGGUCCCUCAACAAGGUCUUACCAUUCCAACAGUCACAAUUCUUCCAGCUUACAAUCUAACUUAUCAAAUAAAAAUAAAUACUCAAAAUUACAAGGCCCUCGGCUACCGAGUUAUUUAGCUGACACCACCUUUGCAGAUCUUUAUGCAGCUUCUAGUUCAGAAUCUUAUACAAGGAACGGUAGUGUUCCUGACUCCGAUCAGGCGUCUUUUGCCCUGCCGACCGCGUGGAACAUAGACGAUAAAUCUACUAAUUUAGAAUUAUCCGAAGACAGGCUAAGAGUAAAUUAUACAGGUGUAGGCAAAAAUGAUACUGAUGCUGCCGCAAUACGAGCAAAUUAUCCAAUGCCACCGCAAUGCGGUUUAUUCUACUUUGAGGUUGAUAUUAUAAGUAAGGGGAAGGAGGGUUUUAUUGGGAUUGGGUUUUGCGGGAAAAGUGUUCAGCUAAACCGACUGCCAGGUUGGGAAAAUAUGUCGUGGGGAUACCACGGCGAUGAUGGACAUCUGUUUUGUUGUUCAGGGACAGGGAAGCCGUACGGACCACAGUUUACGACUGGUGACGUUAUUGGCUGCUGUGUAAACUUCAGAGACGGGACGGCAUUUUAUACAAAGAAUGGCGCCAUUCUGGGAACUGCAUUCAGAGAUUUAAAGGGUGUAUUAUAUCCGUCAAUUGGCUUACGGACUCCUAAUGAAUCUGUCGAAGUAAAUUUUGGACAUAAAGAAUUUAAAUUCGCAAUUGACCAUUACAUGAAGGAGCAAAAGGCCUUACAAUGGCAAAUCAUUAACGCGACGCCGAUGCCUCCUAUUUCAUCACCCGUAAUGUCGACACCCGUAUUGCGAGCAUCUUCAGAAGCUAACCUUACCACAACGGUUCAUCAACUCAUAUUUUCCUAUCUGGUGCAUCAUGGUUUCAGUGAGACAGCAAAAGCCUUCUACAAAGAUGCUGUCCACUUUCUCAAUAUUGAUAGUGAUUUAAUGGAGGAUAUUGAAUAUGAACAAUCAGCACCAGGGACAGAAAUUGAUAUGUUAAAUAGACAGCGCAUUCGAAAUGCCGUCCUCAGGGGUGACAUAGAUCAAGCAAUAAAGUUAACAAGUGCUUUGUUCCCAUCGGUUUUGCCAGCAAACGACGAUAUUCAUUUUCGACUACGCUGUCGUGAAUUUAUAGAAAUGAUGGGCCGCUGUUCAGGAACCCGCGCAGCAGCCACUGAGGAUGAGGAUGAUAAUUUGGUUAAAGUAGAAAAACACGGCAUGAUAGGACGCCCUCAGAUGGCAGUUGGCGAUGGCGACGAAGAUGCUCAUAUAACCCCUAUAAGAAAGAAGAAAAAUUCGAUAAAACGAAAAAAGAUUAGUUAUGAUGCAGAUGGUUUAGACAGCCACAUCGAGUCAGCAAUGAGAUUUGGUCAAAAAUUGCAGCAAGAUUAUCAAGACGAUACUCGUGAAGAGAUAAAGAGUGCUUUAGAGGAAGCUUUCUCAUUGCUGGCGUAUUCUGACCCAGCGAACAGUGUUGUUGGUUAUUUGCUACACCCUUCGGGGAGGGAACCAGUAGCAAAUGCGCUAAAUAGUGCGAUUCUCGCGUCUCAAGGUAAACCCGCGAUACCCCAACUGGAAAGGAUUUUUCGCCAGACUUCUGUCGCAGUUAAAGAGCUUUCACGGUGCGGAGUUGGUACUACUGCCUUCGUGAAUGUCAAUAACGAUUGCCUGGCGCGAAAAAACAAUUAA